ACUUCUACACCUCAAGCGAAACAGCAGUACAGCAUCACGAAGAGACACCGAGAUCGACCCCUUCAUCUCCAUGGCCGACGAGUGGUGGAGUCCUUCUCAGAGAAGCCACGGCACGUCGGCGUGCUCCGCCGCGCCACUCAUGGACACCGGUCAUGCAGCUGCAUGCGGCUGGACGUCCCCCGCUGCGGAGUCCACGAGCUCAAUAACCUUCCAGGACCCUCGCCGGAGCAGCAACACCUCUCACCAGCCUUUAUCUGAUGCCGUUUCCUCCCUUGCCGAUCCACGCAUGGACUGGACGCAGGCCUUCUUGAGCGGGAGAAGCGACGCUGGCUUCCAAGCCAUGCUUCAAGACGACAUGGCGGCGUCAACGACGACGAGGCCCUUAUUUCGAGCUCAUCAGCCGUCGGCCAUCGAGACCGUGAUGAAUAACCCAUUCAGGGACAUGGGCCACGGCUUCGGCUUGCUCGACCAGGUUCCUGCAGCGUCCUCUCCGUAUAGCACGGCCCCGAUGGAUGGCAUGUUCGACAACGCGGCCGCGCCGGUGGCGGCGGGGCAUAACGUUCCGAUGUUCGGGGAGUGCCAGUCCACGGCGAGCUACGACGCCAGUUCGGCGGGGAUGCAGAUGCAAAGCGGUGGCGCCCAACUGCAGUACUUGUCCGGGUCCGGCAGCUACAUGCCUUUCGGUGGUGCCGCUCUAUCGUCGCAUCUUCUCUUGCAAGCCCUACAACCCAAAACCAGCUACAGCUCGAACUCCAGUAAUCUCAUGGCCAAGUCUGCCGAGCACGCCUGCUCACCGGCGGGGAGGAAAAUCGAAUCCGACAGCCCGGCGGCAGCGAAAAGGCCGCGGAUCGAGGCGCCAUCGCCGUUGCCCACGUUUAAGGUGAGGAAAGAGAAGCUAGGGGACAGAAUCACUGCGCUCCAGCAACUAGUCUCGCCUUUUGGAAAGACCGAUACCGCAUCGGUUCUUCACGAGGCCAACGAAUACAUCAAGUUCCUCCAUGACCAAGUUGCGUCUCUGACCUAUCCGUAUUUGAAGAAGGCGAACCCAUUGCAGCAGUUCCAGCCGAAGGGUUCUGAGAAUGCAAAAAACGACAGUGGCGAGCCGAAGAAGGAUCUCCGAAGCCGAGGCUUGUGCCUUGUGCCGGUAGCAACGACGUACACGGUUGCAAGCGAGACGGUGCCGGAAUUCUGGUACCCUACAUUUGGAGGCACGUUUAGGUAGAGAUGUAGGUAGUUUUGAUUAGCUUUCGGCGUGUACACGUGCUAAGCAAUUUGUACAUGUCGAGAUUACAAACAAACUCAGCACUGAGGCUAAAGCAAAGCAAAGCCACGUGUUCCUAGAAUACUAAGAAAUGUAUGUAAACGGUGACCACUGAACAUAA
This is a messenger RNA of Lolium rigidum, 1382 nucleotides long. RefSeq names its product transcription factor bHLH112-like. Gene Ontology annotation, biological process: regulation of transcription by RNA polymerase II. The transcript is spliced from 7 exons. Gene Ontology annotation, cellular component: nucleus. NCBI's taxonomy places the organism in Eukaryota, Viridiplantae, Streptophyta, Magnoliopsida, Poales, Poaceae. Gene Ontology annotation, molecular function: protein dimerization activity; DNA-binding transcription factor activity, RNA polymerase II-specific; RNA polymerase II cis-regulatory region sequence-specific DNA binding. Bases 71 to 1222 code for a protein of 383 amino acids. The record is from RefSeq and is a predicted model, not a curated record.